GUUGUUCCGGAAGUGCGCUUCGAGGGCCCAUCACAAGCGAACAAUUCACAAUUUGUGCGAUUAUGAGCUCCCAUUUACGUGGAGUUGUUUGUUUCUUUGCUUGGUAGCUAAGUUACCUUGUUUAUCAAUGAAAGACACAGCUAGCUGAUUUUUCUCCCCAUCUGAAAUGUAAAUAAAAUGUCUGUCGUCUUUGUGCCGAAGAAGCAACGUGGGAAAGCUCAGAUCAACCAGGAGAUAAUACAGAGAUUACUUGAUGAAAAUGACCAGCUGGUGAGGUGUAUAACGGAAUACAUGCAGAAAGGGAGAGCAACUGAAUGUGUCCAAUAUCAACAGAUACUGCAUCGGAACAUCGUUUACUUGGGAACUAUCGCUGACGCUAGCCCAAACCUUCCUCCAACACUGACUACAACCUUUGAAAAUGGGGAGGUACCAACAAUGACCGUGCCAGGCUUAAACGGUGACCUGAAGAAUUCCAGUACAUCUGAUGACAAAGAAAACAAGGUUACAGGUGAAAGGAGCAGAAAACGAAACAUAGCUGCUUGUGUUGGUUUUGGAAACUUGCCUCAUUGAGAUGAUUUCUUUCCACCACAACAAGCAUGUAUUAGGAUACAAUUUGUCUAUUUAUUUGGUAACCACGGUAGUAAUGCGGCAAACAAAUUGCAGAGCUCACAUGUGUUUCUCUUACCAGGGUCCCUGUGAGUCAUCAUGAUGAUUCCCACCAGAGAUUUUAUGCUGGCCUCCUUAAAUUUAAACAUACAAUCUUGUUUUUUUCAGUGCUUGAAAACCUUGGUCAGUUCAAAAGUGUUAACACAUUGAAUGCAUAUAUACUAUCUUUUAAAUAUACUUUUUUUAACUGUGUAUGUGGAAUUAAACAAACCAAUGCAUUGUGUGGCCUUUGAGCAUUAUGUGAUUCCAGAUUCAGAACUAAAUUAACACCAAUUUUCUCAGCACCAUCCUAGCUUUUUCCCAGGACAAAUCAGUAUGUUGGACAUUCCGCACACCACCCAAAAUCCUGUGUGAACUGAAUCAUCAUUUUCACCCCACCCUACCACAUAUUAUUUGAGUGAUUAG
Molecule: messenger RNA, 1071 nt
Organism: Megalops cyprinoides (Indo-Pacific tarpon)
Lineage: Eukaryota; Metazoa; Chordata; Actinopteri; Elopiformes; Megalopidae
Gene: ss18l2
Product: ss18, like 2
Exons: 4
Coding region: 178-570 (130 amino acids)
Biological process (GO): positive regulation of transcription by RNA polymerase II
Cellular component (GO): nucleus
Molecular function (GO): transcription coactivator activity
Source: RefSeq, a predicted model, not a curated record